This is a messenger RNA of Lachancea sp. 'fantastica', 1539 nucleotides long. The record is from the annotation of a GenBank genome assembly. NCBI's taxonomy places the organism in Eukaryota, Fungi, Ascomycota, Saccharomycetes, Saccharomycetales, Saccharomycetaceae.
AUGUCAGCAGUCCAGGAAGAAGUAGUGAACAAUUUGAAGGUGAUUAUCGCCGAAAAUUUGAAAACUCUACCUAAUUUCAAUGAAGAUGUCAACUAUGUGGCAGAAUAUAUUGUACUUUUGAUGUCCAACGGAGGAAAUGUGGAAUCUGUGGUUCAAGAGCUCGCGUCUCUGUUUGACACUGUCUCCGCACAGGCUUUCCAAUCGGUUGCACAAAAUGCAUACAAAGCCAUGGAGUACUUGCAGAACGGAGACUCCCUGGAGACGACAGUAAAUAAGCUAACGGGCCAGCACGCUUCACAAACGCAACAGAAAACACCUCCGCUACAAGAAGAAGCACAACAGCAAUUACAACAGCAACCGCCCCAAGUUCAGCAACAGCAGCCACAACAGACAUCAGACGUUUCUAAUCAGUUUGGAUCCGGAACGGAAAGUUCUAUUUACGCUUCCACCAAUACGGCUCCUUCGCAACCAAAAUCAGCGUUUGAAGGUCUGGUCAACAUUUCAGCAGGGCCAAAACGGUCUGCAUACUCUGGAACUAACUCUCAAAGUCGCGGUGGUGUUACCAAAUCUGGAGCACGCGGUGGCCGUCAAGAACGCUCGGAGAGAGGCGGUGGUACGAAUAAAGCAGGAAAUACGAGACGCAAUAACGCCAACAGCAACGCCCUGGCAAUGGCUCUCGGUCUUGACAACUCAAAUGUGAAUAUUGUGAACAAGAAACAGGGACGGUGCCAAGUCUUUCCUCGUUGUCCGCUGGGUAAGAACUGUCCGCAUUCACACCCAACGCAGGCAUGCAGAGACUAUCCUAACUGUUCUAAUCCUCCGGGAACUUGCAACUAUCUACAUCCUAACGAGGACGUGGAGCUCAUGAAAGAAAUCGAGAGGACUCGCGAGGAAUUCCGCGAAAAAAGAGCUGCUUUUGCCGCUGCUAAAAACAACAACGAACGUACUGGUAUCGUUCUGUGUAAAUUCGGAUUACUGUGCACCAACCCACAGUGUCCAUUUGGUCACCCUACACCGGCCAAUGAUGUUGCGAAGGUGAUAACAUUCGCGUGGUGUCCAGAGAACUUGAACUGUCAAGAUCCUGGCUGCAAUAAAGCUCACAGCUCAUCCUCGAAAAUAAAAGAUGUCGCACCGGUCGUAUCGCGCAAACCACAGAGACCUCCGGUUGAGAAAUCGCUCGAACAGUGUAAGUUUGGUUCCAACUGCACGAACAAAAGAUGCAAGUUCAGACAUGCCCGUUCUCAUAUUAUGUGUCGUGAGGGUGCAAACUGUACCAGAAUCGAUUGCUUGUUCGGUCAUCCAAUUAAUGAAGACUGUAAAUUCGGAGUCGGCUGUCGAAACAUCUAUUGUUUGUACAAGCAUCCUGAAGGAAGAGAAGUACCUCAAAAACCUUCGCAAACUUCCAACUCUCAAAACACCUGGGUGAAUCCCGAACUGCAAGGAGGAAACUCAUCAUCUAAUGAGCGUCCUUUUGCGGUACCGGACAAUCAAGUUACUGAGUCGAUGCCAUCUCAGGAAAACGAUGCCAUCAUGGGAUAG